Molecule: messenger RNA, 1193 nt
Organism: Cuculus canorus (common cuckoo)
Lineage: Eukaryota; Metazoa; Chordata; Aves; Cuculiformes; Cuculidae
Gene: TLCD1
Product: TLC domain containing 1
Exons: 4
Coding region: 54-812 (252 amino acids)
Biological process (GO): regulation of membrane lipid distribution; plasma membrane organization; phospholipid homeostasis
Cellular component (GO): plasma membrane
Source: RefSeq, a predicted model, not a curated record
GGGCUCUCCCCGCGGGGCCCCCCCGCGCGGCGGGGCCGCCGGAGCUGGGCGCGAUGGGCCCGGGGUGGCGGGCGGCCUCGGCGGGGCUGGUGUGCGGCAGCGUGGCGAUCUUCGGGGCGCUGGGGCGGGCGGCGCUGGCCCUGCCCCGGCCCGCUGCCGUGCGGAGCCGCCCCGGCCGCGCCUGGCGCUGGCGGAACCUGCUCGUCUCCUUUGCGCACUCGGUGCUGGCCGGGCUGUGGGCCCUGUUCAGCCUUUGGCACAACCCGGAGCUGCUCUCCGACGUCCAGGACGGCUACAGCGUCUCAGGGCACCUGCUGGUCUGCUUCUCCUCGGGCUACUUCAUCCACGAUAGCCUUGACAUCAUCUUCAGCCACCAGUCCCGCUCGUCUUGGGAGUACCUGGUGCACCACGCCAUGGCCAUCUCUGCCUUCCUCUCGCUCAUCAUCACGGGCCGUUUCCUGGUGGCAGCAGUGCUGCUGCUGCUGGUGGAGGUGAGCAACAUCUUCCUCACCAUCCGCAUGCUGCUGAAGAUGAGCAACGUGCCUUCCCCGGCGCUCUACGAGGCCAACAAGUAUAUCAACCUGGUGAUGUACUUCGCCUUCCGCCUGGCGCCCCAGGCUUACCUCACCUGGUACUUCCUCCGCUACGUGGAGGUGCAGGGCCAGGGUGCCUUCCUCACCGCCAACCUCCUGCUGCUCGACGCCAUGAUCCUCAUGUACUUCUCCCGCCUCCUCCGCUCCGAUUUUUUCCCCUCCCUGCGCAAGGGCUCUGCGGAGAGAGAUGUGGAUGGUGAGAAGUUUCUGAUAGACUGAGACGUGUGUGCCAAGGGGGACCCAGGCUCCAGCUCCUGGAGGUUUUGGGCUCCCCAAACCUGCUCUGAUGUGCCUUAGGGCUCGCUCCCUGGCCCCGGGCCCUGCCUUCACCCUCUCUACUGCCUAAAAGUGCUUCCCUGCCGGACCAGCCCGACAGCCUCACCGAGCCACAGGGACGCCAUCAAAGCCAGGGGCACGGCCGAUGGAGAAGCCGCCCAAGUUGGCUUCUGCACAGGCAGCUGGGGCACGAGGGGUGGCUGCGUUUCACAGCUGAUGGCCUGAGGGGGUUGCGAGGGAAGGGUCCAGCCCCUUCUGAGGUGAUGCUGGGUGUUAUGUGCAUUAAAAUCAGUCUGUUUUCUGCUGCCGCAGCACGCCUGGGCU